UUGUAUAAAAGGGUAUAUGUUAUGUUAUUAGUACUUACUACAUAGUACCAUAUAUAUAUAUAUAUGGACUAUGGAAUUGUUUGAGAUUGAAGUAGGUCUAGUGGAGAAUAGUGAUGGAGGCCAUGUUAAAAUUGUCUAGUCUUUGUGGUCAAGAGAUAGAUGAUAAGAGAGAUACUUCCAUUUGCUCAGAAGAGGACUUGUGUAUUGAAAAGGGUAGUAAGGAAGAUAAACUUGAAUCUGCUAAAGCUGAGAUGAGUAAGGUGAAGGAGGAGAAUGAAAGAUUGAAGAUGAUGAUAGAAAGAGUAGGAAAGAAUUACCAUUCUCUUCAACUUCGUUUCUUUGACAUCCUUCAUAGAGAAACUUCAAACAAAGGUGUGGAAGAUUCAGCUGUUUCCCUUGAUGAAGUGGAGGAACCUAAGCUUGUGUCACUUUGUCUUGGAACAAGUCCAUGGGAGCAUAAAAAGGAUGGAAUAAUCUGUAACUCUAGCAAACAUAAAGAAAAUGAAGAUUUGGAAGCCAGCCUUACCCUUGGUUUAGACUGCAAAGGUGUGUCUUCAAAGGAACAGGUAUCUGAUAUGAACACCUCAGAAGAAAAGGAAGAAGAUUCAACAAAUAAAUUAGUAAGGACCAAAGAUGGAGGUGAUGAAAUUUCAGAGAUAACACCCCCAGCCAAGAGGGCUAGAGUUUGUGUCAGAGCAAGAUGUGAUAGUCCCGUUAUGCAUGAUGGAUGCCAGUGGAGGAAAUAUGGACAGAAGAUAGCAAAAGGAAAUCCAUGUCCAAGAGCAUACUAUCGUUGCACACUUGCUCCAGCAUGCCCGGUUAGGAAACAGGUGCAAAGAUGUGCUGAUGACAUGUCCAUCUUAAUCACCACAUAUGAAGGAACUCACAACCACCCAAUUCCAGCUUCAGCCACAGCCAUGGCUUCCACCACUUCUGCUGCUGUUUCCAUGUUGUUGUCAGGCUCUUCAACAUCUCAGCCUACAGAUCACAGUUUUGCCUAUCAUGCAAAUUCUCCUACACUGUUCAGUGGUGUCAAUUUCAGUCUUUUAGACCAACCAAGAGCAAACCAAGUCUUGUUACCAACCCCUUCCUCACAUUUACUCCCAACAAUCACUCUAGACCUUACUUCUACUCCAUCCUAUUCAUUAAAUCAAGGGAAUUGUUUACCAUCAAACUUUGCUUCAACCCCAAGAUUCCCUCCAUUAAGUCUAAACUUUUGGUCCCCAGAGUCCAACAUUCCACUAUCCUUUUGGGGCAAGGGAAUUCCUAACAAUGGCACUAUUCCUAUUGACAAAACUCACAUCAAGCCAUUCAAUAUAGGAAACCAAUUUCAAGAACAUUUCUACCAACAUUACUUCAAGAACCAAACUCCAUUCAGGGAGGCUUUGGCAGAAACACUAACCAAAGCAAUCAGCACAGACACGAGUUUUCGGUCAGCGAUAGCUGCUGCAGUUUCAUCUAUAAGGGGACAAGGAUCAAGCAGUGAGAACAAGGGUGAUGGAGAGGUUUUAGGUUCAGGAUUGAGCUUGAAACUUGGGGAGCAUCCUCAACUUGCUUCUUCCAAUUCCUUGAACAAGAAUGAGAAAGAAUGCUUAACAGGCUACUUCAACAGAUCAUCAUCUUCAUCUUCAAGUUCUCAGGGUGGAAACUCAAUGCUUCUCCAACCUCAAUGGCCAUUUUCUAUUCGCAAGACUAGCACACCUCCUUCCAAUGUUGAUUACAUCAACCAUUGGAUUUCAGAAAUCAAUUCUCAUCAUUAGUGUCUCUUGUUGUUUUUCAAUUAGGACAAUGUUUAGGAGCAAUUCAGCUCAACUGAAAUAGGCCAGCUGUACACUCAAAAACUACCUUGUCAAAGGUUCGACAAUUUCAUAGGAUGUCAAAAUAGGAUAUAAAGCAUAUACACUGAAAGUGUAAAACAGUUUUAUACUGUCAUCCAAUCACAAAUCACUGCUUGAAUUA
This is a messenger RNA of Glycine soja, 1959 nucleotides long. RefSeq names its product probable WRKY transcription factor 72. NCBI's taxonomy places the organism in Eukaryota, Viridiplantae, Streptophyta, Magnoliopsida, Fabales, Fabaceae. Gene Ontology annotation, molecular function: DNA-binding transcription factor activity; sequence-specific DNA binding. The coding region runs from base 114 to 1760 and encodes 548 amino acids. The transcript is spliced from 4 exons. Gene Ontology annotation, biological process: regulation of DNA-templated transcription. The record is from RefSeq and is a predicted model, not a curated record.